CGCUCCUUCGACGACGUUCCCUUCCUGUCGGAUCGGUAGCUACGACAUGCUGAUCGGAAGCAACGACGGGAGCUCGCUCGCUGUGAAGUUAAAUUUCUCCCUUUCGCGCGCUUCUUCGGCCAAAUUCCGUAAUUCCGCCGAACUACAGGAUUUAGUAAAUCCGGGAUUUACGGAAAAAAGAGGGAAACGGAGGAUUUAUUCCGCCGUGAGAUUUACGGGACGCUCAAAUUCCGUAUUAUGGCAGGAUUUAGCAUAAAUCCUGUUGCCAAACAGCCACUUCAGAUCAAGAUUAUUUUGUACCAGCAAGAGCAGAGGCACGAUAAAAAAAACGAGAAUCAGCAUUUCCAUCCCUUCAACUUCAGGAAAUUGCUUGGCAAUGAAGUGGAAGCUCCCAGUGGCCAAAGAAAGAAACGAAAUAAAAGAUGUGAUAGAAGAGAGGUAGAGAAGAUAUCCAGCUUCAUUUUCUAUUCCUACUUGUAAGAGAACUGAAAAGCUUCUCUUUUUAUCAAUCCCUCUUGGAUAGUAGAAACAGAAAACACUUGAACAGUUAGAUAAUUCACUUGAUGGCUGUGUGGAAGCAGAAGAGAGCAUGGUGCUGGCUUCUAUUUCUCUUCUUGCUCUCCUGGAACCUGAUUUUGGAACCUAAGAUUGCUCAAGCUGAGAGAACACUCUUAUCUGAGAUGGAAAAUCAUAAUACGAGUACAUUUAAGGCAUAUAGACACCACUUUGCAAAAGCUUUUGGUCCUCUCUUUGAGCCCGGAGACUCCACCACUCGUGUUUGGCCUGACAUGGAGUUUGGCUGGAGAGUUGUGCUUGGUUCAGUCAUUGGUUUUCUUGGUGCUGCUCUCGGUAGCAUUGGUGGAGUCGGGGGAGGCGGGAUCUUCGUUCCAAUGCUUACUUUGAUCAUUGGAUUUGAUCCAAAAACCUCCACCGCCAUCUCAAAGUGUAUGAUCAUGGGAGCUGCUGGAUCGACUGUAUACUACAAUCUGAGGUUGAGACAUCCUACAAUGGAUUUGCCUAUCAUUGAUUAUGACCUUGCUUUGUUGUUUCAGCCAAUGCUCAUGCUUGGGAUCAGCAUUGGUGUUGCCUUCAAUGUUAUGUUUCCAGAUUGGAUGGUUACUGUGCUACUUAUCAUUCUAUUCUUAGGUACCUCCACCAAAGCACUCUUUAAAGGCAUAGAAACAUGGAAGAAAGAAUCACUAAUGAAAAAGGAAGCAACAAAAAUGUUGGCCUCAUCAGCAAACUUGGAAGGUGCAGAACAGGAGUAUAGCCUAAUCCCAGGAGGUCCAGGUCCUAAUAUGCAGCUCAAAUCUUCCAUGGAUGAUGAGGUUCCAAUAAAGGAUAAUAUUUUCUGGAAGGAGCUCAUGGUUCUUAUGUUUGUGUGGGUGGCAUUCCUUGCUGUGCAGAUAGUUAAGACUUAUGCCACAACUUGCUCCGUCGAAUACUGGAUUCUGAAUGUCUUGCAGGUGCCCAUAGCUUUGUCAGUUACAAUCUAUGAAGCUGCAAGUCUAAUACAAGGGAGGAGAACAAUUGCCUCAAGAGGAAAGCAAAACAUAUGUUGGAAAGGACUUCAGCUUUUCCUUUACUGCUGCUUUGGGGUGUUAGCUGGGAUAGUUGGAGGUUUGCUUGGCCUUGGAGGAGGGUUCAUCUUGGGACCUUUAUUCCUUGAGAUGGGAGUGCCCCCUCAGGUUGCAAGUGCAACAUCAACAUUUGCAAUGACAUUUUCAUCAUCCAUGUCUGUCAUUCAAUACUACCUUCUCGAUCGUUUCCCUGUUCCAUAUGCUUCUUACUUCGUCUUUCUCGCCACGGUCGCGGCUUUCACCGGUCAACACAUUGUGAGGAAGCUUAUAGUACUACUUGGCCGGGCAUCUUUGAUCAUUUUCAUACUGGCGCUAACCAUCUUUGUUAGUGCUAUAAGCCUAGGUGGAGUUGGUAUAGCAAACAUGGUUGAGAAACUGGAUAGGAAAGAGCACAUGGGCUUUGAGAACCUCUGCUACCGGACAUAGAUAAUCAUGUUUCGAGAUGAAAGGAACUGCAAACCGAAAGAUUCAAAGUUUUGAUCUCAAGAGAAAGAGUCUUAAUCAACAAGACGUUCAGUUCACAGUAUCAGUAGUAGUUGUAGUUGGACAGCUUUCCUUCUAUAUAUCAUACUAGGUAAUGUUUUGUUCAUGGAAUACAAACGGUAACUGAUAGUUUGAAAUCAAUAUUAGUUCUACCAGAAACAAAAAAUAUCUUCAUGUUUUAAUAUAGCAUCUACUAGAACUUUUUUAAGACUGUUACAAUUUAAAAAAUAUCUAUCAACUUCUUUUUAUGGACUU
Dendrobium catenatum is the source of this 2318-nucleotide messenger RNA. RefSeq names its product sulfite exporter TauE/SafE family protein 3. Bases 564 to 2006 code for a protein of 480 amino acids. The record is from RefSeq and is a predicted model, not a curated record. The transcript has 12 exons. Gene Ontology annotation, biological process: protein ubiquitination. NCBI's taxonomy places the organism in Eukaryota, Viridiplantae, Streptophyta, Magnoliopsida, Asparagales, Orchidaceae. Gene Ontology annotation, cellular component: Cul4A-RING E3 ubiquitin ligase complex; membrane.